AUUUUGUUGAUAACAGAGCACGCUUCAGGAUUUCGCACCUUCGGCCUAAAGAGGAAUGAUCAGCAAGAUGUAGGAACAACUGAUUGUCUCUCUAACAAGUUUAGAGAAUUUGACUCUUUACAACUGGUAAAAUGCCCCUUAAAAAGAAACCUCUGGAAGAUGCCAGAAAAAGAUUGCAAGAAAAGCUGAACAAUGUUGAAGAACAGUCUGAGUAUAUCUGUCAGUUUAUCAGUGAUCUUGUUUGCAAGGCCUCAGAUCCAGCUAAAGAACUCCUUGAAGAGAAAGACCGCAAGAAGUUUUUUCAGAAGUAUUCAUCUGUGAGUCAGGAACUUGAGAAAUGUCUGGAUUGUUUGUUGUUAAUAAGUGAUUCAGUCACUGCUCUGGGAGAGGAAGACACUCUGGGUGCCAGUGAAGAUUACACUAGUUCUGCUUCUGAACCAAGUGACCAUGUUGAGCAGGGUGCUGUCUCAUCAAGGAACAGAGACUGCCUUGGGAAAGAUGUUAAGUUGACUAAUGAUAAACAAGUUGAAGAUAAAACUCACCCUUGUGAAAGGAAAGGAAGCAAUGGCAAAUCACAGAUGGUGUCAAAAUUUGAGCAUGAAUCUGGGAUUAACAGUCAAGGUGUAAGUAGUAAACACACAGAACCUGUCAAGACACAGUCUCCAUCUGUACCCCAGAGUGCUUCCACCACUUCGUCAACUGGUUAUGAAACACCACAAGCAUCUAUACUACAACAGACCACCCAACCCAAGGCAGUCCCUGAACCACGAAGAAGUGUACCUGUACAACAACAGGACACCAAGGAAUUCAUCUCUGACCAUCUCAACAAACAGUCACACAAGCUCUCCUCUGUUGACCAAGGUACAAGGAGAAAUGCUGAAGGUCUUGAUGUGAACUCAACAUCAAUCAAACCUGAACCUGGAAAACAAUUUGUUGAAAGAAAACAGGCUGGUAAUGUUUCGGUGUCUGGGGCAUCCAAGGAUAGCCAAAGGAGAGGCUCUAAUUCUUCAUCUGUAAGUUCCUUGUCUGAUAUCAUCCAAGAUAUCAGGAUUUCUCCACAUGAAGCUAAAUUAGCCACUGAGAAUGUACCCACUAAAGUUCAACUGCCACUGUAUCCUUUCAAGAAUGGCCAGAGACUAGAAGUUGUUGUCACUGAGGUAUUGAGUCCAUGGGAGUUUUGGGUUCAACCUGUUGGCACAGAGCUGGAUUUACUCAUGGAGGAAAUGUGCAUGCACUAUGCAAAAAUGGCAGCAGCCGGUUACAAAGGAGGACUUAUAACCGCGCCUGACGUCGGUGACUUCUGCUGUGCAAAGUUUACACAAGAUGACACGUGGUACAGAGUGUUAGUGACAGGUGUUAAACAAUCGGCCACAGGCGAGCAAAGGAAAGCGCAAGGCGAGCGUGAGUGGAGCGCGAGAACGAGUUACGUGCGAGGUGAGGGGUGCAACAAAGAUGAUGCGUCAUCUUGA
Molecule: messenger RNA, 1469 nt
Organism: Pocillopora verrucosa
Lineage: Eukaryota; Metazoa; Cnidaria; Anthozoa; Scleractinia; Pocilloporidae
Source: RefSeq, a predicted model, not a curated record